Molecule: messenger RNA, 2536 nt
Organism: Anthonomus grandis grandis
Lineage: Eukaryota; Metazoa; Arthropoda; Insecta; Coleoptera; Curculionidae
Product: proton-coupled amino acid transporter-like protein CG1139
Exons: 10
Coding region: 261-1667 (468 amino acids)
Biological process (GO): amino acid transmembrane transport
Cellular component (GO): vacuolar membrane
Molecular function (GO): amino acid transmembrane transporter activity
Source: RefSeq, a predicted model, not a curated record
UCAUAAGCGUUUUUGACUUCCUCCCGUUAACUUAAAGUAAUUUUUUUGAGUGUGGAACUUUCGAGUAGGGAUCCGUGAGAACUCUUUUAGUUCACUUAGUUUCGACCAAUUGUGACAUAAUUGGUCACCAAGUGGGCUGUGAACCAUAGUUAUUUUAGUGAUAGAUUUUAACGUUGUUGUGCCUAAAGAUAUUCAACCGCAAAUUAUGUUCCAGUGUUGAUGGUGCUCACUGAUGAAGAACUAAAAAAAUAUUAUAUAAAAUGACUCAAGAACUUAAAUUAGAGCCCAUUGGGCAAAAACAAGAACCUACUGAGGCCUCAGAGCUUCUUGAAAAGCAGUGGGAUCCUAACAGGACCGAAAAGGGUACCAUAGAUGACUAUGAUCCACAUUUACAUAGGGAAAUUGAAAGUCCUACAACGAAUGCAGAGACCUUAAUUCAUUUGCUAAAAGGAUGUCUUGGAACCGGCAUUCUAGCUAUGCCAGAAGCUUUUAAGCUCUCAGGCAUGAUAAACGGCAUUAUAUCUACUUUUCUCAUUGGAGCUCUAUGUACCUACUGUCUUCAUGUUUUGGUGAAGGCUCAAUACAUAAUGUGCAAAAAACUCAAAGUAGCCCUUUUAACUUAUCCAGAUUCGAUGAAAAUAGCUUGCGAAAUGGGUCCACCAUUCCUUAGGGGAUUUGCUCCAUAUGCACCUGGAUUGACUAACUUCUUCCUAAUAUUCUAUCAAAUGGGCAUCUGCUGCGUCUACGUGGUGUUUGUGGGAAAAAACUUAAAACACGUGGGAGAUGAGUACACGAGCAAACCAUAUAGCCUUAUAGUCUAUAUCCUUAUAAUAUUCAUACCGUUUCUUCUAAUAAUAUGUAUAAAAAAUCUAAAACUUCUCGCACCAUUUUCAAUAUUAGCCAAUAUUAUAACACUUAUCACUUUUGGGGUGGUUUGCUACUAUGUGGUUCAGGAUCUGGAUAAUUUUAAUGAUCGGCCUGCUGUGGGUAAAAUCGUUGAUUAUCCACUCUAUUUUGGUACAACCCUAUUUUCAUUGCAAGCUGUUGGAGUCGUAAUAGCGUUAGAAAACAACAUGGCCACCCCUAAAAACUUUAGACAACCCUUAGGGGUACUAAAUAUAGGAAUGGUCCUUGUUACAAUUAUCUAUGUUGGCAUGGGUAUGAUGGGUUACUGGAAAUAUGGUGAGCAUAUAAAAUCCUCCAUAACUAUGAACUUCAAUAUCAAAAAUAUUUUGGCUCAAGUGGUGAUAAUUUCUUAUUCGAUAGCCAUAUAUAUUUCAUAUGGUUUACAAGGAUACGUACCCGUCCAAAUAAUGUGGUCAAAUUACAUUGCGAAAAGACUGGAGGAUGCUAGUUCGACAAAGAAAACUCUCUUUGAAUAUUUGUUGAGGAUAAGCUGUGUAAUUAUUACUUUUGUUUUAGCGAUGACAGUACCCCUUCUUGGUCUUUUCAUCUCACUAGUAGGCAGCUUCUGCCUCUCAGCUCUAGGUAUAGCGUUCCCAGCUAUUAUAGAAAUGUGUGCAAACUGGCCGGAAAAUUCUAACCCGAGGACCAUGCUUUUCUGGAAAGACAUGCUUCUUAUUGUAAUUGGAAUAAUUGGCUUAUCAGCUGGCAGCUACAGCGCGAUCUAUGCCAUCGCUGGAAAACUAGCUUCCGGGGACUAUUAGAUACCCUAUUUAGGGAGUACUGAUUUUUAUUUUUGAACGUAGUACAAUUGUUUUGGUUUUAUAUAAUUUAAUUUUUCUGCUAUAUAUAAACUACAGAGAAAUAACUAUAGAUAACUUUUUAGUACAAAACAAAAAUUAUUAUUGUAAAUUUUGUAUUUACGAUCUUUUAAAAACCAUUAAAAUUAUGGUUUAAUAUAUAAUAUAUAUAGCAUAAUAUAAUUUAAAAAAAUUAAAAAACGUUAUUAAAAAAGCUGAUAAUUUUUGAAUAAGGCGUACCUAUUAGAUAUUGUCUUAAAUAUUUGAAGCUCAAAAUUAGUUUAAAAUAAAUCUACAAUCAAAUAAAAUUAUUUUGUAGUUUAAUACUUGUUUAACAGCUUUACAAAUUUUAGUAAAAUAAUAUCUGAAAACUAGUUCACAAUUUUUUAAAUCUCUGUAGUUUUAGAUUAAGUUUAGUUAAUUUCGCUUUUAGUUAAUUUUGUUAAUUAGGUUAAAGUACAAACAUAUACCAAUAACUUAUAAGCUCUCUACUCGUAUAUUUAAAACAAAAUUCUGUGAUUGAGUUAAUCACCGUUUGGUAGUAAAUUUUAAAUAGAAAUAAAAUUAAAUCGCACUGCGCAUGGUAAACAAUUGUUAAAAUUCUCAAAUUAGUUAAAAAUUCUUUAGUUUAUGCAAUCUCGAAAUGUGAUGUCAAACUUGUUACUAUUUUUGAAAGUAAUAUAUAAUAAUAAUUGCUUAUACAAGUUAGGAUCACCUCAUAGGGCAAAAACUAUGUCAAACUUAGCCACUGUUUAAUCUCUAUUUCUAAAGGGAAUUAUAUAAUUUUUUUUCUAAAUUUUGUGCCUGUUUUUUAAUAAAUAUUUUUUUAUUGA